AUGGCUGGAUCUGGAAUGGGUGAGCUAUGUGCUCCCAUCUUCAAUGGAAGCAACUAUGAUUUCUGGAGAAUAAAAAUGUGUACGAUCUUCAAAUCGCACAAGCUUUGGGAUAUGGUUGAAAAUGGGUAUGAACAACCAGUGAAGAAAGAGGAUGUACUGAAAGAGUCUGCCAAAAAAGCAUAUGGGAAAUUUUGCAGCAAGAAUUCAGAGGAGAUAAGAAGGGAAUAUGAUUCCAUUGCUGAAGUGAUAGAAGAAACAAAGGACACUGAAACUAUAGGAGUUCAAGAGUGUGAUUCUAGGGAUCAACCAAACACGGGUCAAACUAAAAGUUCAAAAUCUAAGAAGAAUUGGAAACCACAUAAAUGGAAGAAGUGGGAUGCAAAGUUUGAGAACAAUUCCAAGAAGGAAAAUCAGACUGAAGGGGCAAAGGUUCCUUACAAAACAUGUGAUGAGCUUCACUAUGGUGCUUGUUGGUUCAAAGGUAAGCCUAAACGCUACAAAUGUGAUAGGUUUGGUCAUGUGGCAAAGGACUACAGAGGCAAACCAGCUCAAACAACCAACUAUGCAACACAUAAGGAGGAAGAAGGUACAAUGUUUUAUGCCUAUCAUUCUGCUAUUGUAGUGAAAAAUAAUGAUGCAUGGUAUGUGGAUAGUGCUCGCAGCAAUCACAUGACCUCACAUGAAUCCUUUCUAAUCAAUGUUGAUACAAAGGUCAUUGCAAAAGUAAAAAUGGGCACUAGAGAUUUGGUGCAGGCAACUGGUAAAGUGGUGGAGAUAUUUGAUGACAGCUCAAAGGAACACUUGGUUGCUAAAAUUCCAAUGACAGGGAAUAGAUGUUUUCCAUUCUCACUAAAAUAUGUGAGCUCUGUGGCUAUGAAGGCAAUUGUUGAAGAAUCUACUUGGUGUUGGCAUAGGAGGGAGAAUUUGCCAAGGUUGUGCAAUGAGGAAAGCACAUAG
Messenger RNA from Prunus armeniaca (apricot), 957 nucleotides. Lineage: Eukaryota; Viridiplantae; Streptophyta; Magnoliopsida; Rosales; Rosaceae. The record is from the annotation of a GenBank genome assembly.